Molecule: messenger RNA, 1599 nt
Organism: Adelges cooleyi (spruce gall adelgid)
Lineage: Eukaryota; Metazoa; Arthropoda; Insecta; Hemiptera; Adelgidae
Gene: CARPB
Product: carbonic anhydrase-related protein 10
Exons: 11
Coding region: 145-1095 (316 amino acids)
Molecular function (GO): carbonate dehydratase activity; zinc ion binding
Source: RefSeq, a predicted model, not a curated record
AAUCCACGAGGGUCGCAAAGACGGUCCCUCGGUCCAAGCACAACACGCCGUUCAGUAGCACGCCUCCGGUGUAGUCUGACAGGCGGCCCCACGUGCUGUUUCCUCUCGGCCGACUACAGUAAUUUUGAAACCGACAAAUCAACUAUGUUACCUUCGAUUCUGGCAGUUGGUAUCUUUCUACGAACUCUCAUACCAGUGUUAUCAACGGUUAGUUGGGAAGAAUGGUGGACUUACGACGGUAUAUCAGGUCCGGCGUUUUGGGGGUUAAUAAAUCCGGAGUGGAGCCUGUGCAACAAAGGUCGACGGCAAUCUCCCGUCAACUUGGACCCGGAUAAGUUGCUGUACGAUCCAAACUUGACUGAAUUACACGUGGAUAGACAGCGGGUGGACGGAAUCAUAUGCAACACUGGUCACAGCGUCAUGUUCUAUUUAAAUCACAACACUAAAAAUCAUAUCAACAUCACUGGAGGACCAUUGUCGUACAAGUACCAAGUCUAUGAGAUACACAUACACUACGGUCAACAGGACGAGAUGGGAUCAGAACACUUAAUUAAUGGCUAUUCGUUCCCGGCAGAAAUUCAAAUAUUCAGUUAUAACUCUCAACUCUUUGCCAACCAUUCGGAUGCAGUACAGAGAUCGCAUGGCAUCGUCGUUUUAUCAUUACUCGUUCAACUUGGAGAUUUAUCAAAUCCAGAGUUACGUAUUCUCACAGACCAGUUAAAUAUGAUCAAAUUUAGCGGUGACGAAGUUCCGGUAAGACGCUUAUCACUCGCGGAUCUGUUGCCCGAUACCAAAUAUUACAUGACCUACGACGGUUCUACCACGGUUCCGGCAUGCCACGAAACUGUCACUUGGUUGAUUUUAAAUAAGCCGAUUUACAUAACUAAACAACAGCUGCACAGUCUGCGAGGUCUAAUGCAAGGAAACAAGAACCAAGCGAAAGCGCCGUUGGGAAACAAUUUCCGUCCUCCUCAACCGCUGCACAAUCGGUUGGUGCGCACCAAUAUCGAUUUCCACCGAAAGGACGAUGACAAAUUUUGUCCGAGCAUGCACAAAGAAGUAUACUACAAGGCCAACGACUGGAACCAUCACUAAUGACGACUACACACCAUCAAAUCUCAAUGAUAUUUUGUUAGAACAAUCGGAGCGUAAAAAACUACAAAAUAUUACAGCUGAGAAAUACAAUUAUCACUAAUAUUAUAAUAUUAAUACAUGUAACUCAACCUACUUGCACUCGAACUCCUAUCCCGAGGCCCUGGACUGAAUGGUUUUGGUACAUACGUAGAAUAAAAGCUCAGAUUUUCUCAGCAUCAUUGUUAAUUUUAUUUCCCACACAAUAAAACAUAAUAAUACUUUCAAAAUACUGUCGAACACGUAUUAAAUAUUUUUUAAUUACGUUUCAAUGAUGUUUUGACAUAAAAAUUAAAUUUAAACAAAUAAAUAUUAUUUCAAAAAUGAAUACGAUAUAAAAAUACUGGAAAUAUUUUCAAAACAUUCAUACAACUUUUUGUUAAUAUCAUUUUUGAAACACUGACAUUUCGGUUAAUUAUGAUUUAAGUACCUAUAUCUUCAACAUUUUGACAUUUCUUUGCUGUUUAG